GAAGGGGCUAAUUAAGCAUCUCAAUACAGAAGAGAAGCUGCAGAAAUGAACCUGCAGGUGAAGGUGAGAGCGGAAAGAGAGGAGGAGGAGGAGAAGCGCGAAGCGGAGGAAAAUGAUCAGCCGGUGAGCCCGACGGGGCAAUACUUCAAUAGCUCAGCGCUCUCCGUGAGCAUAAUGGUCGUGUUCGAGUCCGAAAUCCCGAUAGACGACUCCCCGACGAUGUCGACACUUGAGAACCUCCUUUUGCCGAUUAACCCGCGCUUCUCUUCUAUCAUGGUCAAAGAUGAGAAGGGGGUCCAACACUGGCGCAAAGUCAAAGUCAACUUAGAAGACCACGUCAACAUUCCGGUCUUCCCCUCCGGCCUCGCGGCGUACGACGAACACGUCGAAGACUACCUCUCGAAGAUGGCCGCGGAGCCGCUCCCUUUGAGCCGGCCCCUGUGGGAGAUCCACAUCAUAAAGUAUGCGACGAGGCACGGGGAGGGUUCGUUGGUGUUCAAGCUCCACCACGCUCUCGGCGACGGCUUCUCCCUCAUGGGGGCCCUCUUCUCCUGCCUCCAGCGGGCCGACGACCCCUCGCUGCCGCUCACUUUUCCGACACGCAAGGUGGUGCCGAAGAAGAGCACGAAUCGGUGGCAGGGGGCGGUGAGGGUCUUGUCGGCGUGCGUCGACACGGUGCGAGACUUCGGGUGGAGCAUGUGGAAGAGCAGGUGGGGUGAGGACGAUGUGUCGGCAGUACGGUCGGAGGGCAUCGGGCACGAGUUCCGGCCGAUCAGCAUCUCAACUGUCGAGUUCGAGCUGGAGCAGAUAAGGAGGAUCAAGGCCGAGAUAGGCGGGACUAUAAAUGACAUCAUUAGUGGCAUAGUAUUCUACGGGAUACAACUAUACAUUCAAGCGAUGAAUCAAAACAACAUAGCUACCGCUACCAACAAAGUGACUGCAUUGGUGUUGCUCAACACAAGAAACAUUAGCAGCUACCAAAGUGUGGAUGAGAUGACUAAACCAAAUGCGAGGUCCCCGUGGGGGAACCAAUUUGGGUUCAUGCACGUCUCUCUCCCGACGUGCGCGAACGCCGAGAGCGCCGACCCCCUCUACUUCGUUCUCCAGGCGAAGAAGAUCAUCAAGGCAAAGAGGAACUCCCUCGUAGUUUACCUCACCGGACGGCUUCUCGAAACUUUGCGCAGAAUCAAAGGUCCAGAGGCCACAGCACGGUACAUACAUGGGACACUGAGGAACACGAGCAUGACUGUUUCAAACCUGACCGGGCCCAUUGAGCAGAUGAUCAUAGCUGGCCAUCCUGUGAAGAGCUUCCAUUUCAUGGUUGUUCGAGUCCCCCAGAGCCUAACAAUAACUGUGGUGAGCUACAUGGGGAAGCUGAAGGUUGCCUUGGGAGUUGAGAAAGGCUUCAUAAAUUCCCAGCUUCUCAAUUCUUACAUGAAGGAAUCAUUUGAGAGAAUCUUGGAAGCAGCUAAAGGAAAGAGGAAUUAGAGAGAAUAAUAAGCAGUACUUGGGCCUUGGUAUAUAUUAAUCGAGCACUAAUCGUCUCAGCGACUGCGAAUCAGAUACAUUGAAUGUGAUCAGCUUUGCUAUGUGAACAGUACUGAUCGUCAAGUUCAACAUUCGCACUCUUCACGAAAUAAUGGUUUCUGCUCUUUAACUAGCACUUCUGAUUUCUUGAAGAAUCGAAGUGCCUAUAUAAUAAUUUUUAAUUUCAUCAAUUUUUUUUGGUCAUUUUUUUAAAUUACGUUGGUGGUAAUAAAUUUGGGGAAUUAAUCUUUCUCAAAGUUAGAUAUUGUAAUCUUUACCCUGUUAGUUAAUGCCCUUGUACUUUUGUCAUGUAUUAGCUAUUCUAUAGAUAGUUAUUGUUACUUAUACAUCUAUUGCUUUA
Messenger RNA from Ananas comosus (pineapple), 1888 nucleotides. Its product is annotated as O-acyltransferase WSD1-like. The record is from RefSeq and is a predicted model, not a curated record. The coding region runs from base 46 to 1488 and encodes 480 amino acids. Gene Ontology annotation, biological process: triglyceride biosynthetic process. Gene Ontology annotation, cellular component: plasma membrane. The transcript has 5 exons. Gene Ontology annotation, molecular function: diacylglycerol O-acyltransferase activity; long-chain-alcohol O-fatty-acyltransferase activity. NCBI's taxonomy places the organism in Eukaryota, Viridiplantae, Streptophyta, Magnoliopsida, Poales, Bromeliaceae.